Molecule: messenger RNA, 1680 nt
Organism: Anopheles cruzii
Lineage: Eukaryota; Metazoa; Arthropoda; Insecta; Diptera; Culicidae
Gene: Adck5
Exons: 3
Coding region: 47-1624 (525 amino acids)
Source: RefSeq, a predicted model, not a curated record
GGUAAUUAACCGCUCGUUCCAAAGAUGGCACAGCACAGCACGGUCGAUGGGUUCUUUGCAACGGCUUACAAUCGGUCGUGGAAUUGGGAUCGGUGUUUCCGGUAGUGUUGCCGCUGGAGUUGCGAUGGAUGGUGCGUUAAAUGGCUUUGAAAACGUACAAGGUGCGCAACGGUUCCUUCGCUCGUUCGUGAUCGGACUGAGUAUAUCAAUCGAUUAUGCAUGGAAUCUGCGGCAGCUUAAGGAAGGCGAUGUACAUUAUGAGACGGUGCUGUCAGAGAUUCAUAGACGUUCGGCGAAAAAAAUACUGGACGGAUGCUUGGCAAACGGUGGCUUGUACAUCAAGCUAGGACAAGGUGUAGCAGCCGUGAAUCAUAUCAUUCCGAAAGAAUAUGUUGAGACCCUGCGGCAACUGGAGGACCGCUGCUUAACCCGUGCACCGGACGAGGUUCGCACGAUAUUUGUAGAAGACUAUGGCGCCCCACCCGAAGAGGUGUUCGAUAACUUCCACUACGAACCGAUAGCGGCUGCAAGCUUAGCACAAGUAUUUCGUGCCGUUACCAAGUCAGGAAAACACGUAGCUGUGAAGGUUCAAUAUGCUGAUCUGCGGAAGCGAUUUGAUGGUGAUCUGCGAACAAUCAGCUUCCUGCAACGACUAGUCGCUCUUGUUCAUAAGAACUACAAUUUCGGGUGGAUCAUCGACGACCUACAAGGAUCGUUGCGCGAAGAACUAGACUUUGUGCAUGAGGGCAACAACUCCGAACGAUGCGCCCAAGAUUUACAACACAUACGCGCCGUAUAUGUACCGAAGGUUCACUGGGAUUUAACAAACGCGCGUAUCCUUACAACGGAAUACAUUGAUGGUUGUAAGGUAAGUGAUCGGCACGCUAUCGAAGCGCUAGGCCUGAACUUGUCGGACAUCGAUCAGCAGCUGUUCAUAACGUUCGGGCGGCAGAUCUUUUCAACCGGUUUCGUGCAUGCCGAUCCCCAUCCGGGAAAUGUGUUCGUACGAAGAAACCCUGACGAACCGCACCGCAUGCAGCUUGUGCUAUUGGAUCACGGAUUGUACGAGCAUCUGGCCCCGGAUGUGCGACAGAAUCUAUGUCGCUUUUGGGAAGCGAUCGUGUUGCGCGAUUACGAGGCAAUGCAGCGGUACUCUAACGCGUUAAACGUAGUUGAUUAUCGUACCUUUGCUGAAAUACUGUUACAACGACCACUUGAGUUAAAAGGAAAAGUAUUCACUAGACUUACAGAUCAAGAUGUAGCAUACAUGACGAAGCAAGCCAAGGAACAUUUUGAUAGAGUCAUGAUCACAUUGAAGAAUAUGCCACGUAAUCUGAUUUUGGUCAUACGCAACCUAAACACAGUCCGUGCGAUCGCUUGUGAUCAUGGAGACCCAAUCGACAGAGCCCGAAUCCUAGCUCGUUGUGCUCUGGCGGCCCUAUGUCCAUCGAGACGGAAUUUAGCUAAUUUUCUGUGGGUCAGCUUUCGGGUGCUACGUUUUGAGUUCUUGCUCUGGCGACAAUCAUUGCAUUACUGGAUAGUUGAUAAUUAUCUAAAAUUAUUGACGAAAAUUGGCCGUUCGCCAGAUACUUCACAUUUGAUGAACUAUCAUCUCGGCGUAUAGAGCUCAAUCGAUUAAUUAUAUUGAUAGGAUGAUUGCGAUUAAUCAAAGUGGAUUGA